CCCCCCCCCCCCUUUAAUCAGAAUUCAUAUGUAAGGACACCACAUGAAACACAUCUGGACUUUACAGCACCAAGGCAGCCUUGUCUGAGGGACUUUAGAAAUGGAGCUUUAUUGCUUGCAAAUGCUCUCCGUGUUUCUGGCCAUAACUCUGAGGAACGUUCAGUGCGAAGUUCAAGAUGAAAACAUUAUUCGAUACAUAGAGAAACGGAUUUUGGGUCUGGAGGACAGACUGCUCAAGUGUGAACACAAUGUCCAGCUAUUCCUCCAUGAAAUUCAAGAACUGUCACACAAGUUGGUGUCAAGUAUGGCGAAGUUCAGUAAACAUAAAGUGGAGGUGAAGGGUGACAUGGAAAAUCUGUGGGAAAGACUGGAAAGAGCCGAGUGGGAUAUCGACUACCUGGAGAGUGCAAGCGCCUCAAAAGCCCAAGUGGAAGUUGAUGACCAACUGAUGGAGAAGCAACUUCUGGAACAGGCAGAAAAGAAGAAACUACAGCUCAAACUCAGCACAAGUUGUUCAAUAAUGCUGGCACAAAUCAAGUCUUUAAAAACGGUAAAGAAAUCUGGGGGCGCUGUUGGCGCUUGGAUGAAGAACACAGGUGACAGUUCAGAAAACAUCUAUUACUUUUCUUACUACAGCAAGGAUAUGCUCCUAGAAUUUGCCAACAUUGAUGAAUUCACCAGCUUGGAUUUUCUGCAAAGAGCAGAAUCUAUAUCGCUGCCGUUCCCCUGGCAAGGAACUGGCCUCCAAGUCUACAAGAAUGAGGUGUUUUUUCACAAGAAUGGCACAACAAAUGAAAUUGUUAGAUACAACAUUCAGAAGAAUACGACACAGUCUAUGCGUCUGGAGGGCGCCGGGCUUAGUCCACCCUACCAGCUUUCACCAUAUACAAAAAUUGAUCUCGCCGUAGAUGAGCAAGGUCUUUGGGCCAUUCACGCUGAACCUGAAGCUGAUGCCAUUCUUGUCCUUACAAAAAUAGACCAGGCUGACAUGGCAGUGACCCACGUGUGGAACACAACCUGCAGCAGCGACAAUGCGGAGGCAGCCUUCGUCAUAUGUGGAACUCUAUACGUCAUGUACAAUAGUCCCAGUGGCGGCAGAUCCCAUAUUGACUGUAUUUUUGACACCUCUGAUGUCAUUGAUGGCCAUGAAACUCCUACUCUGUACUUCCCAAAGCGAUACAGCAAUCACUCUUCAGUGCACUACAAUCCGAGAGACCAAAUGCUCUAUGCUUGGGAUGACGGCUACCAGAUCAUCUAUACGUUUGAGAAAGCAAAGAAGUAUGAAAAUUUCUGAUCUACAAGGGAACGUUGAAAUGGGCCGAAUUUAUCAGCAUACCUGCAUAUGGUGUGCGUUGCCCAUGACAAACAAAAAGAUUCCAGUUAUCAUUUCUCCAGUGUCGGUUGAAUAUAUAAAGAAGACUCUGGCCUCUUGCUACCGUGUUUCCCCGAAAAUAAGCCCAGGUCUAAUAUUCAUUUGGGAAACAAAAGACACAGUAGGGCUUAUUUUU
Messenger RNA from Rana temporaria (common frog), 1508 nucleotides. RefSeq names its product olfactomedin like 1 (gene OLFML1). Gene Ontology annotation, biological process: signal transduction. The transcript is spliced from 3 exons. The record is from RefSeq and is a predicted model, not a curated record. Lineage: Eukaryota; Metazoa; Chordata; Amphibia; Anura; Ranidae. Bases 101 to 1294 code for a protein of 397 amino acids.